Molecule: messenger RNA, 1390 nt
Organism: Larimichthys crocea (large yellow croaker)
Lineage: Eukaryota; Metazoa; Chordata; Actinopteri; Sciaenidae
Product: post-GPI attachment to proteins factor 2-like
Exons: 6
Coding region: 395-1159 (254 amino acids)
Biological process (GO): GPI anchor biosynthetic process
Cellular component (GO): Golgi membrane; endoplasmic reticulum membrane
Source: RefSeq, a predicted model, not a curated record
ACAUUAUUUGUUACAGGCGGCUCCAUAACGGAGCAGCCUCAUGCAGCUCUCUCAUCCUCUGCUCACUUUCCCUUCCGGGUGCUGAUGUUGGUCUGCUGCUGCUGGCUGUCGCUGAAGGAGGAUGUUGCAUCCGCGUUGUCAUUGUCAUCUUCUGGGCGUAUUCAGCACCUCAUGCAAAUUCAUGCAAGUGACAGUGCAAGUGUCGCAGGAAUAUAAGAUGGGAGCUCCCUGCACCUUAUUGUCGGUAUCCGGAUUAUUCGGGUCAAUCCUGCAGCCUGACACAAUGAAUCUUAUUGUAAUAGCGUAGUAAUUGACAAUCCAAGAGCGUGUAGUGUGUGGCAGCAGUUAUUAGUAAACCGUACACCGUGUGGAGGUGAGGUAAGUGGAGACCGACAUGCUGCAAGGAUCAAACAUCUUGGGGCACGAGAGGCCUCUGGUCAUCAGGGUAUCAUUCACCAGCUGUCUUCUGGCUACUGUGUGUCUGCCUCUGCUUGGGCUGAUAACUUGUGUCUUCAUAUCUUCUGUUUUUCAUUUUGAGGACUCUACUGGCACACACUGUCAGGUUCCUAAUUACCUGCCGUCUAUCAGUGCUUCAAUAAGCCUCAGUCCUGAGUGCCACAUAUGGCGCUUCUGCAUCGGGCUGCACUCAGCACCGAGGUUCCUGAUGGCAUUUACCUACUUCAGAUUUUACAAGACACGUUUUGCCUCGAAGUUUCCUGAGAGUCCGCUCAGCUGCUUGAACCUGGCCUUUUCUCUCUUUGAGAACCUCGGCCUCUUGCUCCUCACAUAUGUAUCAUCCAGUGAAACAUACUUUGUACAUAAGGAAGGUUUUGUCCUCUUCAUCAUCAGUUCUAUCAUCUACAUGACGAUAACCUGCCGUUUAUGGAAGGCUAUUAAGAAGUAUUCACUAAGUCCUGAGGAUGCCAAAUCUCACCACUGGAAAGUGCGUUUCUUAGUUCUCAACGUAUCCUUCUGUGCUUUUGCCGGAUUCUUUUACUGGAAACACAACAUGUACUGUGAAUCAGGGAGUUACACACUUUUUGCCCUGUUUGAGUAUCUUGUGGUCUUCUCCAACAUGGCUUUCCAUCUCACAGCCAUAUGGGACUUUAAGAGCCGGGACAUCAUGGUCAUUUCGUCCUCUGAAGAUAAAGACUUCUGACUAGAAACUGAAAGACUGAGUGCAACAGCUCAGCCACCUGAUCAUAACAGCCUUGCUCCUGCUCAAGAGGAGGAGUGGGAUGAAGGACUUUUCCACAUAUUUCCAUGAUCACGGCUAUUGAGUCGCUAGAGGGUGUAAAUGUCAGACAAGUUUGAGGAAAAUAUAUCCACUUGUGUUGCAGUAUGGUCUGUGCAGUUAGCUGUAAGUGCAUUUUUAUUCAUGAUGCCUUCA